Prorocentrum cordatum is the source of this 2253-nucleotide messenger RNA. The record is from the annotation of a GenBank genome assembly. Lineage: Eukaryota; Dinophyceae; Prorocentrales; Prorocentraceae.
AUGGAGGCCAGGACCGUCGACGGUGUGGUAGCUAUCAGCGAUGCGCCCGACGCCUACACCCGUCUCAUAUGGCUUCGGGACGAGGAGGAGGGCGCUCCAGACGGGGUGGCGAUUGCGGCUGCUCUGGUACGCCGGCGCCGAGGUGGUCUCAUGCUCGCAGUCCCAGGAGGCAGCAUCCUGGAGAGCGAGCUCGCCGCGAGUCAGCAGGAGGAAGAUCAUGCUCUAGGGCCCUUCGUCAGGGCCAGAGUCCGAGGUGCAGGUCUGGCCAACCCCGCCAGUGCACUGGCCACCGUGUCGUUCGAGAUCCUCCUCGUGGACGUCGACGAAGGGGUGCUGACGGAGCUGGUCCCAGAGGCCGUCUACUACGAGGACGAGCAGCACGCUCAGCGGGUCCUGCGGCACUUCACCCCGCGCGCGCGGCACUGGCCGCACGGGCGCACGGUGCUGGAGGAGUCGUCGCGCGCCUUCCGCUCGCAGUUCGGCGAGGAGGCCUUCGCGGAGUUCUUCACAGCGGGGGAGGAGGAGGCCGAGCCCGCGGUGGUCGUCGAGAGGGCCUCCGAGCAGCCUGCCGAGGAGGAGGCAGCGGAGGUGGCUGGCGUGCUGGGGGACGGCUUCGCGGAGUCGGACGGGCCGCUCGCGCCGCCGCCGCGGCGCCCUGGGAGGGCGCCCGCUCUGCAGCGCCCGCCGCAGCCCGCCCUCCCGCGCGCAGCCCCGCCAGGAGGACCUCUGGCCCGCGCCGCUGCGGGGAAGGUGGCUGCCGCCCCGCUGCUGGGAAGUGGAGGCGCCCUCGCGGGACGCUCACCGCCGACGGCCUUUGGCCUCGCCGCGCCGCCGGCGCCGUCGGCUUUCGGCCGCGCAGCGCCGCCGCCUGGGCCGCCCUCUCGCAGCGGAGCCGCGGGCUUCGAGUCGCCAGCUGCCUGGCAGGCCGUCCUGGGCCGUCACGGAGGCCCCCCUGGGCCCGAGCUGCGCGGUCUACGGACCUCGGCCGCGCCCGCAGGGGCUUUCCCUGGGACUGGGGAGGACUUCGCCGGGGAGGGCGAGGACGACGCGGUCGGGGGCGGCACGGAGAUGGAACGCUUCGCGGCCGCCCUGAUGGGAGCUGCCAGGGCCUUCAGCCAGCGCGGCGAGGAAGGCGGUGCCGGAGGCAACGACGACCUCAUGGCUCGGAGGCGGCAACAUCGGGGCCGGCGUGCGAGGCACGGCCCACCGCGAGGCGCUCAUCGCGGCGAGGCGAGCCUCGCCAGGCAGCUUCUCCAGGUCGCUGAUGGAGACCAUGGCCGCGCAGGGCCGCUCCUCGCGCCAGCCCCGAGGCGUCGCCUACGAUCCUCCCGAGCCCCGCCUGUGGCUCGAGAGGACAAGCGGGUGGUCCGAGUUCACGCCCGGCAGCCCCAACACGGUGCGGGACCUCGCCCUGAUCGCGUGGCAGGUGGCGGACAUCGUGGACCGCCUGUGGAUGAAUCAGAUCGCCGAGGCCGCGGACUCUGCCGCGCUCCUGCUGAUGGGCCUGGACCAGGCCAGGAUCGACGGGGGCAGGCUCGACAUGAUGUGGCUGUGCCAGUUCGAGCGCGACCCUCCCGCCUCGCUCUUCGCGAGGGGCGGGCAGUCCGCAGUGGGGGCGCGACAGUUCAGCUCGCUGGCGAACCCACGCUGGUCCACUGUGAACCUCGCCUACCUGCGGGAGCUGGACCUGCUGGAGACCAGGAGGAGCGAGCUGCAGCGGCCUCAGGGGCGGACGCCGGUGCCCAGAGCCCGCGGGGCCCCCGAGCACCCGCAGCCCGAAGGCGCCGGCGUGCUCGGCCCCGGAGGCGGGGCCGCGGAGGCCGGCGCCAAGCCGCGGCCGCCCCGCAGGAGGCCAAAGCCGGCAUCGCCGGCAUGAGGGCCUCCCCAGACCGAGAGUGGGACACUGGAGGAGCCCCCGACGGACGGCUCCUCUGGCCAGGACCCGCCGACCCCCGCCAUCAUAAUCAGCAACGUGGCGAGGUGGUCGCACCGCUCUCGCGGAGUGGGUCCUUACUCCGUCGUUUGCGGGCUCUGAGGACGAACUUCUCAUCGUACAUCGGAGCCUCCGUUUGCGCUGCAGCGCAGCUUCAGCAGCGGCAGCUCGCUGGGGCAUCGCGCACCGCGCCAGUCUUUCCACUUCCUCUUCCUCCUGUUGAUGGGCUGCAAGGGGCGGCUCGCAGGGAGGGAGGCUACGCUGACUUCGACGCGAAGGUCGAGCAGCUGCUCCUCGUCCUCGUGUGCGCCUUGAACUAG